UGACACAUCACAAAACAAAACAAAAUUUACCCGGGCGGGUAACCGGGGAAACAGCUGAUUGUCACUGACGUCAACAUAACCUAAAUCUGUCAAUGUCAAUACGUGAUACCUGCAGGCAUGCAAGACUUGAGUCGUUGAGUCUUGAGUGAUAAUUAUUAAUAUAAUAAGUGUUUGUGCAUAGAUAGACACAACAGCUAUAGACUAAAAAUUAUAGGUCAGAUUCAGAACACAUAAAACCGACAUUAAGGCAUAAAAAGCGAAACUUAUGUGGCAAAAGCUGUCUUUAAUUCGCUGACCAAUUCCAUAAUCAUUUUACAAAUAUUUAACAUAUUCAGAUUUUGAACAAGUCGUUGAUUGUUUGUUCAUCAAUCCUGAUUUCAUUCAAAUAAAGAAUUGUGUUACCACUACUGGGUUAACAUUUCAAUUGCGGCAUAAUACUACAUACAACUUCCAUAAGAUGACAACAUCCAGUCAAGAUAUCUACAAAAAACAGAAGGUGUGCUUUCAAGUAGCCACUAAUGUCACAGAACAGAAACACCAUGUGUCAAGAGCCAAGCGUGGCCAAAUAUUGGGGCAUUUACGAGGAUUCAGAGGUUGUACCAUAUGGUUCACUGGUCUUUCUGGUGCUGGUAAAACAUCAAUUGCCUUUGAACUAGAAGCUUACCUUGUAUCAAGAGGUAUACCAGCUUAUGGUCUUGAUGGAGACAACAUAAGGUGUGGCCUCAAUAAGGACUUGUCCUUCUCAAAGAAGGAUAGAGAGGAGAACAUUAGAAGAGUUGCAGAGGUAGCCAGGCUGUUUGCGGAUUCUGGACAAAUCUGUUUGUGCAGUUUUGUUUCACCUUUUGCAGAGGAUAGAGACGUUGCUCGAAGAAUCCACAAGGAAAGUGACCUGCCCUUUUUCGAAGUUUUUGUCGACACGCCUUUAGCAGUCUGUGAGCAGAGAGAUAAUAAGGGACUGUAUCUGAAAGCUCGACAAGGGAUCAUCAAAGGUUUCACUGGAAUUGAUCAACCAUAUGAAACUCCUGAACAUCCAGAGUUGGUGCUAAAGACUGUUGACUGUACUGUCGAACAAUCUGCCAUGCAGGUUGUUGAACUGCUACAAGAACACGGAAUAAUACCGUUUACUCAGGAAGAUAGGAAAACUAUUCCAGAGCUAUUUGUGCCCAAAGACAGGCUAGCUGGAGCUAUGGAAGAAGCAGCAUCUUUACCAACCCUGAAUAUUACUGAAAUCGACCUGCAAUGGAUUCAGGUCCUUGCGGAAGGUUGGGCAUAUCCCUUGAAAGGGUUUAUGCGCGAAGAUCAGUAUUUGCAGUGUUUGCACUUUGAUUGUUUGGUGACAGAAGGCAACACUAUCAACCAAAGCAUUCCUAUUGUUUUACCUCUUUCUAGUUUAGAUAAACAAAGAUUGAGAGAUAGUUCUGCUAUAACAUUGUGCUUUAGGGGCAAUUUUGUGGCAAUACUUCGGAAACCAGAAUUCUAUCUACACAAGAAGGAAGAACGGGUAGCAAGACAAUUCGGUACGACUAAUAAAGAACACCCGAUGAUAAAAAUUAUCUACGAUUCCGGCGACUGGCUUGUGGGAGGUGAUUUGGAGGCUAUGAAAAAAAUCAAGUGGUACGAUGGAUUGGACUCAUACCGUUUAACGCCGAACGAGUUAAGGGCUAAAUUCAAAGAAAUGAAAGCUGAUGCUGUGUUCGCUUUCCAACUGAGAAACCCCAUACAUAACGGACACGCAUUACUGAUGCAGGAUACUAAGAAACAGUUACAGGAUCGAGGAUAUAGGAAACCGAUACUCCUGUUGCAUCCACUAGGUGGUUGGAUAAAAGAGGAUGACGUUCCUCUACCAGUGCGCAUCCAGCAGCACGAAGCGGUUAUAGAAGAAGGAUUAUUAGAUAGAAAUUCCACCAUUGUAAGUAUCUUUCCAAGUCCGAUGCAAUACGCAGGACCCACUGAAGUGCAAUGGCAUGCUAAAGCUAGGAUGAAUGCCGGUGCGAAUUUUUAUAUAGUCGGUAGAGACCCUGCAGGUAUUCCACAUCCUGAUGGUAAAGAAGCAACUCCAGACGGCAAUCUAUACGACUCAACUCAUGGCGCCAGAGUUCUAAAAAUGGCUCCAGGUUUGGACGCAUUGGAAAUCAUACCAUUCAGAGUGGCUGCUUAUGAUAAGAAAAACAGAAAAAUGGCUUUUUUUGACUCUAGCAGGGUUGAAGAUUUCGAGUUUAUUUCUGGAACGAAAAUGAGAUCUCUAGCUAGACAAGGAGAACAACCUCCACAUGGUUUUAUGGCAGAAAAGGCAUGGCAUAUUCUGGCAGGUUACUAUCAAGGCUUGAUUAGUAAUUGAAAAUAAUCUCAGGGCAACCCCAACUUACCAUUCUACAGGCGCAGCAAUGUUAUAGUCAAGUUCUAUCACACAAUUCCAUAUUGCAUAAGAUGGUAUACUACACAGUCGAGCAAGUUUGAUAAUUUGAUAAUGCCAAGCUAUUACUACAACCAAAGCACUUCGUCCCUUUGCUCUCCCCCCGCCCCUCUUUAAUUCUUUCUUCGUCCUUUCCCUGACUUGUUUGGCAUCUGAGCAACCAGACCGGAACAACAGACCUGCAAUCAAGAAUGAAGGUCGUACGCACCGCUUUGACAGCCAGCAAUGAUUAGAACUUCCAGCUUAUUGAUUUCUUGAUAGUAUAAAUCUCUUAUACGGUAUUCAGGCAGUUUUUACUUAGGCUUUACAUUAUUUGUAUGUUAUAAGCCGCUCAAACAAGCAGUAACUUAUUAUGUUUGUGAUAUAUUUAUGUGGAUUUAUCUUUUUUAUUCAUUUGUUAUAAAACUUAUCUUUAUAUAUAAAUUAUUCUUGUUGACGUACACAAAAGCAUUUAGGUGUCCCUUUUUCAAAAUAUGUAAUAUGUACUAUUAUAGUAAAUGUGUAAUGUAUGUUAUUGAUAAACUCAAUUGAAAGAAAGUGUUGAUUUAUUAUGUUAUUAUCCAUGCUUUACUAUAUACUCAAGCAGCAGUGAAGGGAAACACUUAUAGUAGAAGAUCUGAAUUAAAAACGACCUGCACCUAUCUGUUUAAUGGAUGGAAAGUAUUUUAUGUCAAAUUUAGUAUAUUAAAAAAUAUAUCGCAAGUGGGUUGGCUAAAAAAAUCAUGGGGAGACUGGAAUAUUAGUUUUUAUAUAGUUUAACGAAUAAAUUUGAUACCAACUAAAAGUAUAAAGCCUAUAGAAUCUGCAAACGUUGGGUUGUCUAUUUUCUUCCUGACAUAACUACUGGGUUACCAGGUAUAAACAGCUAUGUUGAUACUAGUUAUUUUCACCCAUUUCUUUUAUAGAUAGAUCUCAUAUCAAAAUAAGCAUAUUUUCAAUGCGAAAACGAUAAUGUAGGGUUGUCUGAAAACAACCUGGCUGGAAUGUUGCAUGACGGGUUUUUAAAAGUGAAAUUUUGAUGCGAAUGGAAACUUGAGACAAAGUGGCCCGAGCUAAGUAUCCCGCGCGAUACUCUAGUAAAUACUGAGCAAUAUUUUGGAGCAACCGGUAGUAGACUUGAGAAAACAAUGAUAAAUACACAGGGUGACUCAGAGUAAAUUUCCCUUUCAAACAUGGAAUAAAAACAAAAUUGAAGGUGUUGCGAUAAUUUCAAUCAUAAAUUUUGAAAGUACAGGGAUGCGGAUUUCACUUCUUAAACACAAUGUUGUCCAAAUGUCGUCCAUCCUGCUCAUAGCACUCCUCCAAUGAUGCUAUUCAAUGUUGGAAUAUCUGCUGACACAUUUCAAUAGGAAUUUUAUUAAUUGCGUGUCGAAUGUUGUGUUUUAACUGCUCCGUAGUGGCUGGAGGAUCGGUGUAGACGAUACUGUUUAAAUGUCCCCACAAAAAAAUCGAUGGGCGUAAGAUCUGGCGAUCUUGUCGGGAAAGUGAUGUCUUCAAAUUUUGAAAUAAGAGAUCCUGGAAACGAUUCACGUAAAAUGUUCAUUGAUGUUGCUGCUGUGUGUGCUGUCGCCCCAUCCUGUUGAAACCAGGUCCCAUUUGGGUCAUAGCCAGGAAAUGUUUGAAGAGGCCGGACUCAAAAAUUGCUGAAGCAUUGCAAUAUACCGUUGGCUUGUCACAGUGACAGAGCGGCUCCGAGUAUCUUCCAAAAAGAAGGGCCCAAUUAUUCCAGUGGCCGACAUGGCACACUAAACUGUAACCUUCCUGGAAUAUAUUUGUUUUUGAUACUUUUUUUGGGGUGCUGUCACACCAGUACCGACAGAUCUGUUUGUUUAUGUAUCCCUCCAGAUGGAAGUGAGCCUCAUCGCUGAAUAGAAUGUGGUCCAACCCUCCAUCAUCCCAAAACAUAUUCAUCACUGUCUAAAUUUUUUUCAGAUUUCGUGGUCCGUAGGUUUUAAAACUGUACCAAUUGAAUUUCGUACGGAUGAAACUGUAAGUUUCAAGUUUUAAUCCGUUGAACACUUGAGCGAUGAAUAUGCAAAACUUGAGCAUGUUUUCGGAUUGAGCGCCUGGGAUUGUCGUUCGCAGCACGGCGGUCAAUCUGAAUGUUCCGAUGAACUUCUGGUAUCCUGGACGCUUCUGAUUUGCCACUGUACCAGUUUGUCGAGAUCUUUUAACCCAGGAUUUCACUAAAUUUUUUGACGGAGCAUCACCUACACGCAGAAUAAUAACGGUUGUAAAAACGCCGUGUCGCGACAUGGGAAUCGUUAACCAUAAAAGCACGUUGCUCGUUCAACUACUGCUGCAUGUUUACUGACAAUCCGUACGUAGUCGACGAAAAUUACAAGCUCUGCUUCUCUCUCCACUGUUAAAGCGGUUGUACAGGGCGCGUUCGAAAAGGGAAAUUUACUCGGAGUCACCCAGUAUAAUAAAUUCAAUAUAUACCGGGUGUUUCAAAUUCCACUCACAAUUGGAAUCUAAGAAACAGUAAGAGAUGCGAAAUUCGUGAAAUGUUGGGAAAGUGGCCCUUAGAAAGUUACGCAAUUCAGAGUGUUCCAGGAGAUAGGCGAAAGAAACCGAAUUUUCCCAAAAUCGUUUUUAUUUUUCCCUGACUUUAUUAGAGUUAGGAUUUAGUGAAAGAAAAGAAAAUUGAUUCAACAAGGAAAAUAUCGAACCCGCUUCCUCAAACAAUUGAUAGACAAUCGUUUAUUGAAUAUACACUAUGAAAUGUACAACAUCCAUUAACAUAGGAUGUUGGACAUUUCAUAGUGCACAUGAUCAUAGACUAGCAGUCUCCACAUGACUCUUUCCACAAACUGUAAUAAUAAACACACAUAAAAUAAGUUGAAUAAAGAUUUAAUACUGAAAA
Messenger RNA from Acanthoscelides obtectus, 5279 nucleotides. NCBI's taxonomy places the organism in Eukaryota, Metazoa, Arthropoda, Insecta, Coleoptera, Chrysomelidae. The record is from the annotation of a GenBank genome assembly.